Messenger RNA from Striga asiatica, 1167 nucleotides. The record is from the annotation of a GenBank genome assembly. NCBI's taxonomy places the organism in Eukaryota, Viridiplantae, Streptophyta, Magnoliopsida, Lamiales, Orobanchaceae.
CCAGUCAUUUCUACCUUUCCACAAAUUCCAAAUCAGCAGGGCAGAUCUGCAUUGGCUUUCUUUGAUUUUGCAAAGCUCCAUCCACCGUUUUUGAAAGGUGAGAAAACCAAUGCAAUCCAGAUAGUUUCCAGAUGGUCACAGCCCUGGGGCAGUGGAACAGGACAUGUGAAAUGUCUUCCUCACUUCUCCACAGACAUCACAUCUUUUGUCUUGCAUAAUGCCUCUAGAUGCCAGAUUGACUCUAGUAUCACAGGAUUUAGAGUUGGUCAUUUGUUUGAUCUUAUUUUCGGGAGGGCAUCAUGUACAAAUGCAGAUAAAAUUCAUCAUGAAGAUUUUUUAACAAGGGAAGCUUCCUGUGAGCCGAAUGUGAUCGAGAGUCCUCUUGAGACCAUACUUGAGCACUGCCUUAUUCCCUUCUCUGAACCCAUCUCCAUAAGCAGCAGAAGAGUCCGAUUCUAUCUGGAUCCAGAUGAUGCUGAUGAUGAUGUUGAUGGUGAUGUUGAUGAUGAUGAUGAUGAUGAUGAUGUCAUUGAGGAUGAAGCAGACGAAGAAGAUGAUGAAGUAGAUGCCGUAUUACUACCAGAACCGGCUACAAUUUCAGAAUCCAACCACAUAUGGGCCAACACUUGGCAUAUGCCUUCUUCUACGUCUGGGCUAAGAUUUGGUAUUAAUAUAAAAUCAAGUGCAGCUACAAGUAGAAGAAGAAGAAAAAAAGUACCUGGGCAGACCUUUGCUCUUCGGACAGGCAAAGUCCUCUGGUCUCAGGCAUAUGACUUACGAAGUGUUUACAGACAUCGCAUUUCGGGUGGUGCAGGUCUUUGUAACAGGACUUAUGAAACGGGCGAUUAUCAGACAAGGAAAACUGAAAAAAGGGGAAAUUGUAAGAAGUCAGUUCAUGAAAUGACUUCGUUUAGCUCGAGAACUGUAAUAAAAAAUUCUUCAGUACCUAACUACCUCAUAAUCGGAUAUUGGGUGAUUGCAAGCAUGACAAAGAAAACACUCUGGAUGCCAAACAGCUCCCAUGCAACUCAAAUAUCUUCCAUGGCCGAUUUCACUAUGGCAACCAGCACACAUUCUAUAAAACCAGAGUGCAAUUGCUCGGUCAAGUUCUUCUUUGUCAAAAUCCGACACUCGAUCCUAUACCAGACAGGAUAUGAAAAAUUAAUA